AUGGCAUUGGAUCGCGAUAGCUUCAACCGCCAGUCACUUGGCCCUUCGCUCAAUGCGAAUGUCAAGGAGGCGCGCGUCUUGAUGGUUGGUGCCGGUGGUAUUGGAUGCGAACUACUCAAGAACCUCGUCCUCACCGGCUUUGGUGAAGUUCAUAUCGUCGACCUCGAUACCAUCGACCUUAGCAAUCUGAACCGCCAAUUCCUCUUCCGACACGAACAUAUCAAGAAAUCGAAAGCUCUGGUUGCGAAAGAGGCAGCGCACCGGUUCAACCCUAACGUAACUAUCGUUGCGCACCACGCGAAUAUCAAGGAUGCGCGAUUCAACGUCGAGUGGUUUCGGGGAUUCAAGCUUGUAUUCAAUGCCUUGGAUAACCUGGAGGCCAGACGUCACGUUAACCGAAUGUGCCUGGCAGCCGAUGUUCCCUUGAUCGAGAGUGGGACGACAGGCUUCAAUGGUCAGGUUCAGGUCAUCAAGAAGGGUGUAACGGCUUGCUACGACUGCACAGCCAAGGAAGCACCGAAAUCUUUCCCCGUUUGCACGAUCCGAAGCACCCCCAGCCAGCCGAUUCAUUGCAUCGUUUGGGGCAAGAGUUAUCUUCUGAACGAGAUUUUCGGUACCAGCGAAGACCAAUCCGUUUUCGAUCAUUCCGCAGACAGGGACAAUGCGGAGGAAAUAGCGGAACUGCAAAAGGAGUCCGAGGCGCUGAGAAAAAUUCGAGCGUCAGCCGGCACAGAGCAGUUCUCCCAAAUGCUGUUUGACAAGGUCUUCAACGCAGACGUCACGCGAUUGCUCUCAAUGAAGGAGAUGUGGAAGCACAGAAAGCCUCCUCAGCCUUUGAAAUACGAGGAUCUUCUGGCUCAGUCAUUAGUAGCUGCUGCCGCGAAGGACGCCGUCGUCGGGGAUGACCAGAAGGUCUGGUCUUUGGAAGAAAACUUGGUCGUUUUUAAUGACAGCCUAGAUCGUCUCAGCAAGCGUGUGUUGGAGCUAAGGAAGCAGCAUGGCGCAAACUCACCGCAGUCCACGAUUACGUUCGACAAAGACGACCAAGAUACGCUGGAUUUCGUCACCGCGAGUGCCAACAUUCGAUCCCAUCUUUUUGGCAUUGAUCGCAAGUCGCGCUUUGAUAUCAAGCAGAUGGCUGGCAACAUCAUUCCCGCCAUAGCUACUACCAACGCUAUCGUGGCUGGUCUGUGUGUCCUCGAGGCCUUCAAAGUCCUUAGAGGGGAGUUUGAUAAGGCACAAGAGGUUUACUUGACUCCGUUCGCGAACCAGAGACUAUUGGCACCAGAUCGACCUUGUGCACCCAAUCCUGACUGCCCGGUGUGUGGCAACUACCAGAGCAGCAUCUAUGUUGACCUUGAACGGGCAACCCUCAACGACUUCGUGGAGGACUUUGUCCGGUUACAAUUGGGCUACGGCGACCGAGAAUUCGCAGUGAACAGCGAGGCCGGUCUGCUUUACGACCCUGGCGAGACCGACAAUUUGGAGAAGAAACUCAGUGAACUUGGUGUCAUACAAGACAGCUUCGUCACCAUCGUCGAUGAGGAAGAUGAGGACACGUUCGUCAACGUGGUUCUGAACGUCCAGGGUCAGCAGUCUCCCGCAGACAAGCCUAUCAAGGGUAUUGGGCCGGACAAGGCGCCUAGCAUCCCUCGCAAGCCCAAAAAGGAGCCUGUCCUGGAAAGUAACGGAGUCGUCCAGACUAAUGGCAAGCGCGUCGCUGAUGCUGAAACUCCUGCAACCAAUAUGAAGCGACCCAGAGCAGGCGAUUCCGGCGAACCGCAGGCCAAAAAGGCCAAGACGGUUACAGCCGCCAACGACGAUGAUGUUCUCAUCGUAGAAGAUGAUGCUGGAACCGGGGCCAUUAUUAUCGACGAUGAUUAG
Messenger RNA from Anthostomella pinea, 1884 nucleotides. Lineage: Eukaryota; Fungi; Ascomycota; Sordariomycetes; Xylariales; Xylariaceae. The record is from the annotation of a GenBank genome assembly.